Monodelphis domestica (gray short-tailed opossum) is the source of this 5588-nucleotide messenger RNA. RefSeq names its product coiled-coil domain containing 125 (gene CCDC125). Lineage: Eukaryota; Metazoa; Chordata; Mammalia; Didelphimorphia; Didelphidae. Gene Ontology annotation, biological process: negative regulation of Rho protein signal transduction; negative regulation of cell motility. The record is from RefSeq and is a predicted model, not a curated record. Gene Ontology annotation, cellular component: cytoplasm.
UCAUUUAUGUUAUUAUAGUCAUUAUAUAUUGUUAACUUGUAUGUAGUAUGUUAACUUUUUAAAUGUAUGCAAAACUAGUCAUUUUUAAAAAUAGGGAUUUGUAAUCAGUUUAUCUAUUUAGAAGUAGUGUGGUACAAUGGGAUUAAGGUCGAUUUGGAGUCAGGAGACAAGGGUUCAAAUCCAGACUGUCUGGGGGCAAGUCCUUCCUGUUUUGCUGCCUCUUUGUUUCUUCCUCAGUAAAAUAGGGGUAAUAACAAGACUUGUAUUACCUGCCUGACCCAUGGCUGUUGUGAGGAAGGCACUGUGUAAACUUUAAGCCCCAUAGAAAUGAGAUGCUAUGGAAAAAGCAUGCAGCCUUUAAAAUGGCUGCAGUGAAGCAGCCGGUCUGAGAUUAGAGCCCCCCUUAAGCACAUUCUGCACAGGAGGGAGGAGGCUUAGAAUUUUGUUAAAGGGCAGAAGGCAGCACAAGGUACACAGGAGAGUACUAGAGGGAAGCAUUUCUCUCGUCAAAGAUAGCAGGUAGCACCAUAGAUUAAAGUGAGGUCGUGCACAGGAUGGCAGGGUAGCUAUCGGCUUCUGAGGGAGCAUCUCAGACCAUUUUGUUUUGUUGGGGCCAGUGGAUAGAACACACCAGGCCUGGAGGAAGAAAGACUUGAGUUCAUGUUUUACCUCAGAGGCUUACGAGCUUUGGGACCCUGGGCAAGUUACUUAAACCUUUGCCUCAGUUUCCUCAACUAUAAAAUGAGACUAAUAAUAGCACCCAUUUCCCAGAGUUGUGAGAAUCAAAUACGAGAAUAUUGGUAAAUUGCUUAGCACAAUGCCUGGCACACAGGGAACAUUUAAUAAGUGCUUAUUUCCUUCCUUCCUUCUCUUAACGUGUAUACUCUACAUUCUGAAUAUCUGCUUUAUUUUGCCUGGCUUGAGAUUGAACGGCAAGUGAAGAACUGAGCCAGACUUUGAUUAAGAACAGUAGAUUAGACAAAGGGGUGUAAUUUUAGGGGCCCUGUAAGACCUCUUCCCUACCUCCUAGAUUCUUAGGAUCUCACAAUGAAAAAUGUAUUACUUUGCUUAAAUACAGAGUUUGGAUGUGUACCUUAUUAAGAAUAAAUGGAAUUAGGGGCAGCUAGGUAGUAUAGUAGAUAGAACUCAAGGCUUGGAGUCAGGAGGACCUGGGUUCAAAUUUGACUUCAGACACUUCCUAGCUGUGUGACCUGGGCAAGUCAUUUAACCCUAAUUGCCUAACCCUUGGUGCUUUUCUAUCUUAGAAUUGAUAAUGAGAGAGAGGGUAAAGGCUAUUUAAAAAGUAAAGUGAUUCUAAGAUUCUUUCUUGAUUGGAUUUGGUGGAAAAUGAGGGAGGGAGAGCAUGAAGACUUUCAAUUCAGUGAGCAUGUCUAGGGCACUGGCAAUGCAAAAUCUGAGCCCCCGCCUUCAGGGAGCUCACAUUUUACUUAUGAUGAAUGCAUUGAAGGGAUAAAAGACCAGAGAAAGGAAGAACUGGGGAGUCACAGAGAGGAGUUUAUUUGCUCCACAGUUUUGAUCUGGGAUCAAAACCGAUUUAAAUAGAGUUGGUUGCUAACAUUUUUCAAAUGUUACGGAAUGCUUAGACUUUUGUAGAUAGCGCCAACACAGAGGUUGGGUUGGAUGACUUCCAAAUUCAAAGUAAUCGGUAAAGCCUUGACUUCUGAGUUAAUUCAAACUCCAGUGGAUCUAUUUACUCUUCAAUGAUCAGCCAUUUACUGAAUUGGCAUAGUAUGAAAGGGUGCAACAAGAGCUCUCACAAACACACGUAACGCUGGAAAAGAGAGGAACAUACACAUACAAUUCGUGAGUACUGAGAUUUGUACAUACGAAUCAUGCAUGGUCAAAGCAUGGAGAAGACGACUCAGAGCCUUAAUACUUCAAGGCCAUUGUUGUCCACAGACAACAUCUACUGGAUUACAUUCCACUGGCAAGCUGGUUCCUCGGUGCCCCAAGCUUCUGGCUCAGCUGAAGUCUUCAGUGGUUCUGCAGUUGAAGUAGAUGCUGCAUAGGAACCAUGUGAAUGGGACUUUUCUAUCUCCAAGGAGCUAGAUAUACCAGAGAAUCUUCAGUGCUUGGAACUCUCAAAAUUAGGAGCUCUUAAACUUGGAUUUACCCAUGAAUCAACCCUCAAAAUCCACGUGUUCCUCUGUAUAUUAAAAGCACAUUUGACUGAUGAGUGUGGUGGUUGAAUUUCCCUCGGAACUGGAGGAGGAUACCUUUGGAGGGGAAGAUGACAUGACAGAUGGAGAUCUAGGAAAUGGACUUGGCAGAAAACCUGGUGGUAUUUAUGAAAUGGAAAAUUCAAAUGCACCUAAUUCCAGAAAAGGAUCUUUUCCUUCAUCUCCAGAAAAGAGGGAAGAUAUCAACAACAUCAUAUGUCCUUAUUUCAAGCAUCGUAAUUCACACAGUACAUUUCCCCAAAAGCAUGGCUUUGCAAGUUGUAAACGACAAAGUGAUUUUUCUGAUUCAGAAUUGUCAAAUGAGCAAGUAAGGCAACAACUUCAUGAAGCUUUACAGGAAGUAGAAGUUCUACGAAUUGAGCUUGAAGCAUCACAAAAACAACUAGAGGGGAAAAGGGAAGCACUGAAAAUUCUUCAAAAUAUGGCAAUAUUUGGUAAAGCUACUAGACAUACCAAAGAAAUACUUCAAAAAUCAGAAGAACAGAAGAAAUCUUUGGAAAAGGAAAUAAAUACCCUACAAUGGGAAAUUGAAUUUGAUCAUGAUAGAUUUAAAACCAUAGAGGAAUCUUGGGCCCAAAAAUAUGACAGAAUAUACUGCGAAAAUUCAAUCCUUAAGGAAACUUUGAAAUUAAGAACAGAAGAAGUUAAAAGGCUUAAGUCUGAAAAUGCAACUCUGAAUCAGCAGUGCCUGGAGACCAUCGCAAUGCUUGACAUACGGCAGCAGAAGCUGAUUCAGGAAAGCAUGUGUCUUAAAAGUGGCUCCACGGAGGUUACAGGUCUUGAACUGGCAGUCCUUGGGGCUUGUGUCUGUAACCAUCCUGGGGGGCAACCUUGUUCCUGUUCGAAAACAGCUGCGAUGGCUAGAAAGCAGCUUCUUCAGCUGAAGCAAGAGUUAGAUCUGUUAAAGAAAAGUAAAGAAGAAGCUUAUAUAAUGGCAGAUGCAUUCCGGAUUGCCUUUGAGCAACAACUGAUGAGAAGAAAUGAGGAGACCCUCAAACUGAUGCAAGUGAAUAAAAUUUGUAAAAAAUCAACCAAAUGGCUAAACUGGAAACACCCUAAGGAUGACGGAUUUGUGUCGCAAAAGAAGAACUUUGGGCAGAAGCUAAUGGAUAUACUCACUUCUGAAGCCAAUUCUAAGAGAAAAGAGGAGCUCGACAAUCAUCAGGAAAUCUUCAGGAUCCUAAUAGAUUUGUUGAAUGACAAAGAAGAAGCUUUAGCGCAUCAGAGGAAAGUUAGUUACAUGCUUGCUCGGGAACUGGAAGACAAAGAUGCCAUCAAGAAGAGUAAAGACCAGGAACCUGUGAAAGCGGAUUCUCCGUGUGAAAACCACUCGCCUCCGACUUCAGACCCCCCUCGCUUCUUUGAUCCUCCUAUAUGUUCAGAUUUCCACAUUUUAAGCCGUAGGAACUGUAUUUGUUCAGUCCUGAACCACAACAUAGAUGCAACCUCUGUAGGAACACUAAAAAAAUCACGUUCCUUGCCAUCAAGGGUCAGAUUUUUUGAAGAAAUUCAAGUCGAAGAAACAUACAAAAUCACAACUGGAAGUAGUUUGUAACACCGUUUUUUAAAAAAUUAAGAUUUUGUACCUCUUACUGUGUCAAAAGAAGUUUUGCGCCUUUGUGCACUUUCUGAGCCUUUCUCAUUUUAAAACAAUAAUUUGACCAAACUAUGGGGAAAAUGCAUUUUCUAUAAUUUAAUGUUGUGGAGAAAUAGGUUUUAAAAUAUUUUUAGUAUAGUAUUCUUUUAAUAUUUAUUUAAUGUCCUAAAACCAAGCACAUAAAAUGAUUUAGAAACAAAAUAGAAACAUGAGCAUUCAACUAGAUUAUAUAAGAGGACCUUAGGUUGGCUUAAGGAGCCAUGGAACAAUUUUAAAAUGUUACUUUAAGGAGCUAUGGGGUAGCCAGGUGGCACAGUAGAUAGAGUACCAGGUGUGGGAGUGAGGAAAACUCAUCCAGCCUUAGAUACAUUAGCUGCUUGACUCUGGACAACACACUUAACCCUAUUUGCCUCAGUUUCCUCAUCUGUAAAAUGAGCUGGAGAAGGAAAUGGCAAACCACUCCAGUAUCUUUGCCAAGAAAACUGCAAAAAAAGAGUCCCAAAGAAUCAGACUGAAUAACAACUAAGAAACUGGCAUCUAACCGAUCCCUCCAAUAAAGCAGCAUAGUAACUUAUAAGCUGCUGAUACGGUUUUUAAUCGUGGAUUUUUCAGUGAACUAUUUGAUAUAAAAAGUUCAGAACUAAAAGUUCUAUUUUGUUAGUUUCAGUCUACAAUUUCAGAGGAUGAAAAUCUGCUUUUGUUGGUUUCUUUGGACAGAGCACGUUAGCUCUGGAAGGAUGCUCAGAACUCAUCUCGUCCAGUCCCCCCUCUUUGUACAGUAGAAAACAAGCCCACAGAUGGAACUUGCUCAAAGUCACUCAGGAACUUGGGUCGUCUGACUCAAAUCUGUCAUUCUUUCCCUGUAGCACACUUUCUGUCCCUCACUUUCUGUCUUAGUAUCAAUACCGUGUAUUGGUUCCAAGGCAGAAGAGCAGUAAGUAAGGGCUGGGCGCUGGGGGUUAAGUAAUUUGCCAGGAAGUAUCUGAGGCCAGAUUUGAAUUUAGGACCUUUAGAGAUUUGCCCUUGAAUCAAAAACAAGUGUUUGACAUUUUUAUCUGUGAUUCCUCAUCGGGUGAAUACAGCCGAGCUUCUGACAUCCCGUACCUCGCCGGUGUUAUGAGGACCGUAAGUAGUUUGUAAAAUCAUUUGGGUUCUUCAGAGAAAGACAUUGUUAAAAUUCUACUAAAAGAAUAGUACUGAGGAUCAAUAAAUAUAAGGCACGGUUUCUUUGUCCUACAUCACAUAGUUCGACACCAAUUUAUUUAAUGAAAAUAUGAUAAAAAACCCUGAAAAUGUUCUAUCUAAAGGCAAAACUUUUCUUUGCUCCUGUGCAGGUUUUCUGUCUCCUAGUAAUUUGACACUUGUUAGGGGUUCUUCAUUUUGAGUUAUUUCUCAUCCAUUUUUGCAUUUUUACAGCCCCUCAAGAAGAUGAAAUCUGCUGUACUCUAUCUGUUUAUAUAUCCAUUUGUCUUUGAUCAUUUAUGGCUUCAGUGAACAUCUUGUCUCUGUAUUUCUGAAGUCUGUUUAGACCUAUACUAAUGGUGAGAUGUAAUCUUUUAUUUUUCUUUCUGGUUUUGAACGUCUAGAUUAUUAUUGCUGAAAGUUGUAGAUAACUGUGCCCAUUUUGAAUACUGUCUCAUUUGUACUAUAUGUUGUUACAGACCAUAGGUGCCUUCUAGAUUAAUUUAUAUCAGGAUUUUACUGAUAAAAUGUUUUGUUCUGGAACUUUUAUUCUCUAAGGAUUUGCUGAAUUUGUAUAAUGACAACUCAUGUGACAUUUGGCGGUUCAA